AUUUAUUGCGUUUCUUUUUCAUUUUAUUAUUCAAUCCUUAUAUGUUUUCUUUUUGGAGCUUCACAUAUGUUAUUGUUUUUUGUGCAGUGCAGAUUGAGAUCGUAUUGGCUACUAUUAUUCAUAGUGAUUAAGCAAUUGGUAUCAAAAUAAAAUACUUAAUAUAGUGGACACGCAGAACAUUUAAAUAUAAAAGGAGAACUACUUUCGCGAAAGUCCAAACUUACGCACGGCUAAACGCUUUUCGUUACAUGGAAGAAUAUGGAUGUAUUUCAAAAUAUGUUUGCUGAACGAUCUUGGAGUGAUGAGUGUGAUCAAUUACCUAAUAAGACAACAAUAUUUACCACUGAUUUUAACGGUAUUCCGGAAACUCUUGUACUAAACGUUAUUUCAUGGCUGCUUCUAAUUGGAUUAUUCACCGCUUUACGACAUCAAGCGGGCGAUUAUGGCCGUUUAGCGCUUGUCAACAGUAAUGGUAGCAGAAAGCGUUGGACCGAAGUUUUCUACUCUCGCGCAACAAGUAUGAUUGCUUCACCGCUCCCGCAAGCAUCGACCAGCCGUACACAGAAUGGUACUGAAGAGGGGCGGAGUAGUAUUUCGUUGAGCGCAUCUGAUUCCACUCAAUCCCCCAUUCAAGCAGACCAGGGCUUUUUCGCUUGGAUUAUAAUAACCUGGAAAUUACAAAAAGAACAAAUAUUGAUGCAUACAGGACCCGAUGCCGUACAUUAUUUAUCUUUUCAGAAGCAUCUUAUGACUGUAAUGGCUAUAGUUACGUUAGUUUCAUUGAUCAUAAUAUUACCGGUAAACUUAUUUAGUGGACCGAGUGAAGGCAGAUCUGAUUUGAAUGCAUUUGGCCAUACGACUAUGGAAAACGUACCCUAUGAAUCUCCAUGGCAGUGGGUACAUGUUAUUGUAACAAUUAUCUAUGCUCCUUUAAUCGUGCUGAUAAUGCGAAGAUCUUCUGGGCGAAAUGCGUUUAAAACAGCAUCUACACGUACCAUUAUGAUAUCCAAUAUAUCAGCGAGUGAUCGUAAUAAAACAGUUAUACGUCAUUACAUACAAGAACUAUUUCCUGAUGUUAAUAUCGAGGACGUGCAAAUUGCCUAUAACAUAUCGAAACUGACAGUGCGAAGUGCGGAGUAUGAAAAGAUAUUGGACGCACGUUUGUACUGUGAAUAUCACCGCGAUAGGGAUACGCUGCAGGUUCAGCCAAAUUUAUGCUCAUGUGCUAAAGAAAACGCAUUCGCCUAUUAUCAACGUGAAGAGCGUAAAUUGUCUGGAGAUGUAGCACGUCUGCGUGCCUCAGCACUAAAUGAGCCACUCGGCAUUGCCUUUAUAACAGUUUCGACUGUGCAUGAGGCACAAAAUAUUGUCAGCCAUUUCACACCUGGCACUUAUAGAAAAUGGAAUUUGGAAUUUGCGCCAUCGCCUGACGAUCUCUUUUGGGAGAAUUUAAAUGUGAGCAAGAGCAAUUGGUACUUUAAAUGGGGAGUUGUUAACUUUAUACUUUUCCUGGCGCUAUUCUUUCUUACCACACCUGCGAUUGUGCUAAAUUUUCUAAAUACCUAUGCAUUAGCCAAAGGUAAUAUAUAUCAGAUAUCACCGGUAGUAUCGGAGUUCUUACCCACAUUGUUGCUGUGGACACUUGCGGCACUUAUGCCCGUUAUUGUUGCAUUUUCCGAUAAAUGGUUGGCGCAUUAUACACGUUCUCUACAGAAUUAUUCCAUUAUGAUUAAAUGUUUUUGCUAUCUAUUACUAAUGAUUCUUAUUUUACCCUCACUUGGACUCACAUCAGCACAAAAACUAAUCGAAUGGUCAAUUAGCAAUGACACCAUACGUUGGCACUGUGUUUUUAUGCCUGAUCGGGGUUCAUUCUAUGUCAAUUACGUGAUCACAGCUGCUUUCAUUGGUACAGCCUUAGAGUUGUUGCGUUUCCCAGAACUGAUUGUUUACAUAUGGAUGUUGUGCACAGCUAAAUCGAAAGCAGAAACGCCAUAUAUACGCAAAUCUAUAUUGAUUGAAUUUCCAUUCGGAAUUCACUACGCUUGGACUGUACUGGUGUUCACCAUUUCAAUUGUUUACAGUGUCUCUUGUCCUCUAGUGAUGCCUUUUGCAAUGAUUUAUAUCUGUUUCAAACAUUUCGUAGAUCGACAUAAUUUAUAUUUCGCUUACGGACCAUCAAAUAUGAUAUCAAGAAAUGGUGGAAAAAUUCAUUCGACAGCCGUCACAAUGACCAAAUUUGCAAUUGUCAUCCUGUUGGUUGUGAUGGCAAUGAUUUCAGUAUUCCGUGAAAGAGGCAAUGCACGUUCUAUCAUACUUUUUAUUACUUUGAUAUUAACAUUGGCAUUAUUUGCAUUAAUGUCACCGAUAAAACGCUGUGCUUCAGUUCCACGUCCUAGUGUUGUGGAGAUGGCUGGUCCGGCGCCAAUUUAUGUACCCGAUGUGUUACGUCCGCGUGCAAUAGCCGCUUCGGUAGCGACUAACAACCAUGCCGCUACCAAUGGCGGCGGCAUCACAGGUUAUGGCUCAGAUAGUGUUUCAGAUUUCGAUAUUAGCUCACAAUGUAGUGUAGAUGCAUAGAGAGAGAGAGAUCGUAGUUAUAGCUAGACACUAACGUGAGAAUGAACGAUGAAAAGUAUUAAUUGAUAUCGGAUAUACCUAGAUGCUAAUCGUUUCUGAAUUUUAUUUCUGAAUUAUAGUCGACAUAUGAAAAACAUUGCUUAAUAAUUGCGAUCCAUUAUGCUAAAUACAUUAUACAUAUAUAUGUAUAUACUAUACUUUUGAAAGAAAAUUCGAAUGUAGACUUUCUUAUGUUGUAAUAUUCGCUAAGAAAUAAAUCAAAUUUUGAGCACAUUAAGACAUAAUAGUAUCAAAAAAUUAUUACCGAAUAAGGUUCAUUUUUAAAUUUAUAAAAAGAACAUUCGUACAUUUUUUAUAUUAUUUUUAUAUAUUACUGCUACUGUGUUCAAGGUGGUGAAUUAAAAUUUCUUUUAUAAUUUUUUUUUUUGAAAAGUGCAAUUUAAAGUUAAAUAGAAUAUUUAAGUUUCAAUUAUUUCAUCUUACGAGAUACUUUUGUUUUUAUAUACAAGCUGAAUAACUUAUUAAUUAAUAGCUAUCUGCACCCUUAUGGUUAAAAUUUUUUUAGAUACAUACAUGUUUUUACAAAUGUAGGAUCUACAAGUAUGUUCAUUUUAGUUCUAUAGUAAGGCAAAAAAAUAAUAUAAAAGUUAUUUUUCUAUUUAUAAUACCGAUUUAUAAAUAUCGCUAGACCAUUUAACCCAAUUAUAUAUUACGACUUAAUGGCUCAAUAGUUUAUUUCUUGUUUUGAUUUAUUUUUUAUUAAAUUAUAUCUGAAAUUUAAUAAAUUUGAGAGUGAAGAAUUCAGAUUCACAAAUUUAUUAAGAAACUAAAAAUACGUUGCAAUGUGGUUCUUUUUAGAACGAAAUGUGAUAAUAUAUUAAAAAUGUAGUAAGUUAAAAAUAUAAAUAUUUCCGAUUAAUAACAAAAUUGGCUUUGGCUUUUUUUUUUGCAGCUAUCGAUAUUAUUUACAAAUGUUAACAUAUGUUUUGUAUAAGCGUAAAUGUUUUAUUUGUCAUUUGAAAUUCAUACACAGAGAAAUAUAUUACGAAAAUAUUAUGUAAAUAUGUAUUUAUAAGUGUGAUUGUGAACAUAACGUACGCACUUAAGUUUAUACGCAAUUCACUUAAAUAUAAAAUCUUUUACGAAUAGAAAUAAUAAAAAA
Molecule: messenger RNA, 3739 nt
Organism: Ceratitis capitata (Mediterranean fruit fly)
Lineage: Eukaryota; Metazoa; Arthropoda; Insecta; Diptera; Tephritidae
Gene: Tmem63
Product: CSC1-like protein 1
Exons: 3
Coding region: 259-2577 (772 amino acids)
Cellular component (GO): plasma membrane
Molecular function (GO): calcium-activated cation channel activity
Source: RefSeq, a predicted model, not a curated record